AUGGAUCACCCCGAACCCAGCUCUGCUGCCAUGCACAGCGCACAGCGCCGACGAGGCUCUGUAGGCACCAGCCAACUUCUUGAUAAUAUUGUCUCCACCUCUAACUUCGACCGAGACGAAGUGGACCGACUGCGCAAGCGGUUCAUGAAGCUCGAUAAGGAUGCCUCCGGUACCAUCGAUCGCGACGAGUUCUUAUCCCUCCCCCAGGUGUCAUCCAACCCAUUGGCCACGAGAAUGAUUGCUAUCUUCGACGAGGAUGGUGGUGGUGAUGUCGACUUUCAAGAAUUCGUGACUGGUCUCUCAGCAUUUAGCUCCAAGGGAAACAAGGAGGAGAAGCUGCGUUUCGCAUUCAAGGUCUACGAUAUUGACCGUGACGGCUACAUUUCCAACGGAGAGUUGUUUAUCGUGCUGAAGAUGAUGGUCGGCAACAACUUAAAGGAUGUACAGCUGCAGCAGAUUGUGGAUAAGACCAUUAUGGAGGCUGAUAAGGACGGUGACGGCAAAAUCAGCUUCGAGGAGUUUACUGAGAUGGUCGAGAGUACGGAUGUGAACUUGAGCAUGACCCUGAUUUAG
Penicillium taxi is the source of this 573-nucleotide messenger RNA. It is a transcript of the gene cnaB, whose product is annotated as calcineurin regulatory subunit B. Gene Ontology annotation, molecular function: calcium-dependent protein serine/threonine phosphatase regulator activity; calcium ion binding. The transcript is spliced from 5 exons. NCBI's taxonomy places the organism in Eukaryota, Fungi, Ascomycota, Eurotiomycetes, Eurotiales, Aspergillaceae. The record is from RefSeq and is a predicted model, not a curated record. The coding region runs from base 1 to 573 and encodes 190 amino acids.